AUGGCGACCUACGCAAUUACGGGCAUUCAAAAAUGCUUGGGUCCAGGAGAACAAGUUCCCAUUCGGAGGGAGCUUGAUGAGUGGUGGUUUGCUAAGGAUAAGAAUACUCUCUACCAAAAGUCCUUGUUCGUCUAUGCUUUGAACGAAUUCAAGUCUAUGAAUCCGAAUGAGCGGGACUCUUACUUCCAAAUCGCUGGAAUCCACGGGCAACCACUUCAAUCAUGGGACACAAACGAUCCAGAGAAAGAUUGGUACUGUGUCCACGGCAGUGUCCUGUUCUCUCCAUGGCACAGACCAUACCUGGCUCUGUACGAACAGAGAAUCUACGAGAUCAUGGUCAAGUUGAUUCCCAAGACCUUUGCCACCCAAGAUCAUGCAGGUCUGUACAAAGCUGCUGAUUCCUGGCGUCUUCCCUUCUGGGACUGCGCUGUGAAGAGACCAGACUGGACAGACCCGCAAAAUCAGGCUAAAUUUGGUCCCAAUGUCCCAUACCUCCUUACCGUUGAUACGGUCGAGGUGCUUACCAAGAUUGGGACUGCGAAGGUUGAGAAUCCGAUGUGGAGAUUCAAAGUCCCGCAAAUGAACCCGGGGAAAACUACUUUUGGUGAUUAUGGUGUGACGGCCGUUGAGGAACCUGAGGGCACACUUCAUUACAACCUCUCCAAGUCCACGUCCAGAUACCCCGAAACACCUGACCCGAACGACCCGAAAUUCCAAACCGCAUGGGUAGAGGGUCAACAAAACUGGCAAAACAUCACUGGUAUGCUUCGUGCCUCCAAGGCCUCCCAGUCCAACACCCUCCCUGAAGCCAUUUAUCGGCUGUUCAUUGAGAAGUACGUGCCAACCUGGAAUGUUUUCGCCACUGGUGUUUACAAGGUUGGUCAAAAUCCUCAGCAAUAUUCUAGUGUUGAGGAUAUUCAUAAUAAUGUCCAUGGACACGUUGGUGGCACUGGCCACAUGGGAAAUGUUGGGGUUGCUAGUUUUGAUCCGAUCUUUUGGCUCCAUCACUGUAACGUCGAUCGGCUUUUUGCUAUCUGGCAGGAGUUGUAUCCGAAUAAAUAUGUGGAGGCUUGGGAUGAUCCCAAUCGUGGAAAAGUCGACGUCAAUACCAAAUUGACCCCAUUCAAUAAGACUACCACUGGCGUGAAAUGGACACCAGCAGACAUCCGCGACCCCAAGAAGAUGGGCUACACUUACCCUGAACUUCAAAAAUGGCUUCCCGCUUACAAGGACAACGCCGGUUGCUUUUCCAGGACGAAGUACGAGAACGCAAUCCGAACGACUCUUGAGCAGAAAUAUUCUACGACUGGCAAAUCUGUCACGCUUCUUCCUGGAAUGGAAGAGACAGCCAAGAAACUCAUGAGCGCCUGUUCCCAGGAGUCGGCGAAAUAUGAAAAUUUCCCACCUGCGCUUCUCAAAUUGAGAGAGACUCUUCUUGGACAAGCAGUCUCCGUCGCGAGCGACACUGUUCAGGCUGGUGUUAAUAUCUUGAGUGAUGUUAGUGGUGGUCUUUUGGGGGGUAUGAUGGGCUGGAAGCCGAAGCCUGGUGGGAAUCAAUCUAGCAGCGGUGCACCUGGCGGUAGUGCGCACGCGCCGUUUGUGGACUUUUCUUGGGAGAGUCAGGAUUAUAUCUGCAAUAUCCUCUAUGAUCGAUGGGCUCUCGGCGGCCACCCCUUUACCAUCCGUGUCUUCCUCGGCGAAGUCACAAUCCCAAAAGCCACCGAUCCAAACGGAAAACAACGGCUCUCCGCCAGUCAACUCUGCAACUCCAGCAACCCAGGCCAAGUCGGCAUCAUCUACAACUUCUCCUCCCCCGUUGAGUCUCGCGGCACGGGCGUCGAAGGCUGCACAACUUGUCGUAAGCAAAAGGAAGCCACUGGCUCCAACAGAGUCUUGACGACCGGCCAAGUUGUACUUACUGAUCACUUGGUCGAGUGGAUUAGGAAUAAGCAGAAGGGGAAGGGCGGUGUUUGUCUUGAUGAUUUUACGCAGGCGAGUGUGGGGAAAUGGUUGAAGGAUAACUUGCACUGGAGAGUUACGGAUCAACACGGUAAACUCGUCGAUAAGGCGAAGAUGAAGGAUCUCAAGGUUUCGAUUGCUGUUGGUAAGGCGAAGCAUUGUCUCGAUGCUACGGUUCCGUCCAUCUACUCUGAUUACGAGGUCUUGUAUGGUGUUACCGAUGGAAGAAUGUGUGGUGCUUGUCCCGGGGAUUUGAACUAG
Messenger RNA from Glarea lozoyensis ATCC 20868, 2220 nucleotides. Its product is annotated as Di-copper centre-containing. The record is from RefSeq and is a predicted model, not a curated record. Gene Ontology annotation, molecular function: oxidoreductase activity. Bases 1 to 2220 code for a protein of 739 amino acids. The transcript is spliced from 7 exons. Lineage: Eukaryota; Fungi; Ascomycota; Leotiomycetes; Helotiales; Helotiaceae.